CGGCGGCGAGGGCGGUGCUUCCGGGCGGGCCGCCGGGCCGAGGGAGGAGGGUCUGACAGUUGGCGCCGCCGGCCGGGCGGGCGGCGCGAGGGGGCGCGGGCCCUGCGGGGCAGGUGGCUGUGAGGAGUGACUGAGAUGUGGAUAUAGUCAGUGCCCGGCACAUAAACAUUCGACAGGAGCUGCCACACAGGCACUGGAAUCAGGGAGAACUGGUUUUUGAAUCCUGAUGGCGACCCCGAGGCUGGACUGGUGAAGCUGCUUGCCAAGGCCACCUAGCUAGCUCCAGGGAGCAGCCUCAGGGCCAGGGAGACAAUGGUCUCGGUGACUAUGGCCACUUCUGAGUGGAUCCAGUUCUUUAAGGAAGCCGGCAUUCCUCCGGGACCUGCAGUCAAUUAUGCUGUGAUGUUUGUGGAUAACAGGAUCCAGAAGAGCAUGCUGCUGGAUCUCAACAAGGAAAUCAUGAACGAGCUGGGCGUGACUGUGGUGGGUGACAUCAUCGCCAUCCUUAAGCAUGCUAAGGUGGUGCACCGCCAGGACAUGUGCAAAGCUGCCACUGAGUCGGUGCCCUGCAGCCCCAGCCCCCUCCCUGGCGAGGUUCGCCGAGGCGCCUGCAGCGCCGCCUCCCGAAUGAUCGCCAACAGCCUGAACCGUGACUCCCCACCCGGCACUCCCCCCAGGCGGCCAGACACCGGCACCUCCAAGAUCUCCGUCACCGUGUCCAACAAGAUGGCAGCAAAGAGUGCCAAGGCUGCCGCUGCCCUGGCCCGCCGGGAGGAGGAGAGCCUGGCCGUUCCCACCAAGCGGCGUCGGGUCACUGCCGAGAUGGAGGGGAAAUACAUCAUCAACAUGCCCAAAGGCACCACGCCCCGGACCCGCAAGAUCCUGGAGCAGCAGCAGGCAGCGAAAGGUGUUCACAGGACGUCUGUGUUUGACCGCCUCGGCGCUGAGACCAAGGCCGACACGACGACGGGGAAUAAACCCACAGGAGUCUUCAGCCGCCUGGGGGCCACCCCAGAGAUGGAUGAGGAUCUGGCUUGGGACAGUGACAACGACAGCAGUAGCAGCUCCGUCCUGCAGUAUGCCGGGGUCCUGAAGAAGCUAGGCCGGGGCCCAGCCAAGGCCAGUGCGCAGCCGGCGCUGACUGUCAAAGCCAAGGCCACGAGCUCGGCGCCCACGGCUGCUGCCCCAACGCUGCGGCGCCUGGCCCUCGCCUCACGCCCCGGGCUCGAGAGGAAGCCGGAGUCCCUGUCCAAAGUCAGCAUCAUCCAGAGACUGGGCAAGGCGGCCCUCGUGCCCGAGGCCCAGGACAGCCAGGUCACGAGCACCAAGAGCCCGACUGUGCGCUGCGUCCUGCCUGACCCUCCAGCACUGCCGGCCUCCCCGCGGGCCCCGCGUCGACGGUGGCGUCGAGCCUGUUGAGACUGUUAGCCGCCCUCACUCCCAGGCUGAAGGGACCGCCCCACGCCCUGGGCUGCAGCAGGGGCACCUCCAUUUUCCUGCCCCGGCAUCUUUUUCUCUGAAAGUCUGUGGCAGGGGGUGGGCAAGGGGCACUGGGGAGGGAGGCCAGUGCUGGAAGAGAAGAGAACGGCUGUUUUAAUAUAUUUUUGUGACUUUCCGACUGUUUCCCUCCCCUCCUUCAGGGUGAGUCACAGGAUUGUUUUUCACACCCAGCACGAUGCGGGUGGGGGUGCCAGUGGGGGCCGGGCUGUGUCUAGAGGUCAGGCUUCCCGCACACACGUGGGCCAUGUCCUCUCGGCAGGCCCCGGGUCAAAGGAGUGAUGGUCACAGUCACUCUUCGGGUGGGCCUCCUCCUCCCCUCAGCGACCUGGCGGAUCUGUCCCUGCCCUCCCCCCUCCCCUGUGGAUUUCCCCGGUUCCUGCCGCUCUGCUUGGCGGCUGCCUUCCAAACGGCAGGCUCCGUCUGUGAGGCCGUGCGUUCCUGUGGCCUUGGUCAUUCGCCUUCUCUCUGCCAUGCAGCCUCUGCCCCGUGCCAGGCCUGUUCUAGGAGCUGGGGCUCCCCCCGUGAGCAGGGCGGCCGAGCCCCGGCCCGCGGGCGUACGGUGAUCACGCUGUCCAGAGAAUCCGAGGGAUGGGCGAGAGUGACCAGGGCCUCUUUCGAUGUUGGGGGUAAGAGGCCUUUCAGAGGAGGUGACAUGUGGGCUGAGCUGGGGAUGGAAAGAAGUGACUCAGGGAAGUUCGGGAAGAGAGCAUCAGCCAGAGGAAACAGCCAGGCAAAGGCCCCGAGGCGGGACAAGGACCACAGAGGGAGGCCAUGGUGGCUGGCGAGCAAAGGAGGGGCCUGCCAUCCAGCGCAGGUCGGGGCUGGUGGGCAGGAACCAGAUGACCUGGGGCUGUGUGAUCCAGGGUGGGGAAUUCAGAUACCGUCCUGGGAGCUCGAGGGGCUGGGGAGCAUUUGGAGCAGGCAAGGAUGAUCUGAGGGGCCUUUGAUGAAGAGGGCUUUGGCCGCUGUGAGGAGGAUAAACUGUGGGCAGGGCAGGGGUGGGAGCGGGGAGGCAGCUGCUGCCGUCGCCUGGGCAAGAAACGAAAUCCCAGGUGCACAGGGAGGUGGUGGCGGCCCAGAGGAGAGAAGUGGGUGGGCCUAGGUGUGCAGAGGAGGAGCAGGCUGAGCUGAUGGGUUGGAAGUGGGGCGAGGGGUGAGUGGGAAUCUCGGAUCACACCCACCUGGGCACCUUGGGCAUCUAGAGGAAGGUGCCGUUUGUGGAGAUGGGAGGCAGGGAGUGAGGAGUGGGCGGGGCAGGAGGGCGUCGGCUCUCACCAGGUUGACUGAGAGGUAAGCAGGCCACUGGGCUCGGGGCCACCUGGGCUGGAGGGCGGCAGCAGCAGCAGCGGGUGUGCUCAGGUGUGUUCAGAGCCAAGGCCUGGCCACACCCGCUGGAAAGGAGCAGAGAGAGGAGAGGACCCAGAGGGAAAUUGGGGGCCCUUUUCCCUUUCAGAGAACAGGAUCUGAUGAGAUUACCAGGAGUGGUCAGGGGGGUUUGGAGGGAAAGUUAAAGCAGGUGAAGAUGAGAUUAGACCUCAUCCUUUUAAUUUUAUUGUAGUAAAAUGUACAUAACAUAAAAGUUACCAUUUUAACCGUU
Messenger RNA from Equus caballus (horse), 3097 nucleotides. RefSeq names its product chromosome 10 C19orf47 homolog (gene C10H19orf47). Gene Ontology annotation, cellular component: nucleus. NCBI's taxonomy places the organism in Eukaryota, Metazoa, Chordata, Mammalia, Perissodactyla, Equidae. The record is from RefSeq and is a predicted model, not a curated record.